UUCAGCUCUGUUGGAGAAAAGACAUCAUGUUGUGUGCACAGGGAAUCGGUGCCCUCGCUCUUUUCCACUGUGUAAUAACCGCGGCUGCUCUGAUCGACUCAGAUGAUGGCAUCACGCGAGACGAGCAGAUCUACGUUCUGAUUGGUGCUCACGCCAGGUGUGAAAGGAGCAUCCAGGCGCAGAUGGCCCAGGUCAGAGAGGGCGACUGCAUCCCAGAGUGGGACGGCAUCAUCUGCUGGCCGCGGAGCAGGGAGGGUCAGCUGGUCUCAGUGCUGUGUCCGGAGUACAUCUACGACUUCAACCACGGAGGACGAGCCUACCGCCAGUGUGAUGCAUCGGGAAACUGGGAGCAGGUGUCCAGCAUCAACCGCACGUGGGCUAACUACACAGAGUGCACCACAUACCUGAGCUCCAACCACAGGAGACAAGAAGAGAAGGUGUUUGAGAGACUCCACCUCAUGUACACCGUCGGGUACUCGGUUUCUCUCGCAUCGCUGAUGGUGGCCGUCUCCAUCCUCUGCUACUUCAAGCGCCUCCACUGCACACGCAAUUACAUCCACAUCCACCUCUUCACCUCCUUCAUAUGUCGAGCAGUCAGCAUUUUCGUGAAGGACGCGGUGCUCUACUCCAUCUCUGAUGACAGCAGGGCUGAGCCUGAGUUCACUGCACAGAAGCCAAAUAUGGCCGGUUGUAAAGUCGCUGUCACUCUCUUCCUGUAUUUCCUGGCGUCCAAUCACUACUGGAUCCUGGUGGAGGGGUUGUACCUACACAGCCUCAUCUUCAUGGCCUUCCUCUCCGACAAGAACUACCUGUGGGCCCUCACCAUCAUCGGCUGGGGUGUUCCAGCUGUGUUUGUGUCCAUUUGGGUCAGUGCACGAGCUUCGCUGGCCGACACGCAAUGUUGGGACAACAGUGCCGGAAACCUGAAGUGGAUCUACCAAGUUCCCAUUCUGGCAGCCAUUGUUGUGAAUUUCCUCUUAUUUGUCAACAUAAUCCGAGUUCUGGCCUCUAAACUGUGGGAAACCAACACUGGUAAACUGGAUCCUCGACAGCAGUACCGGAAGCUGCUCAAGUCCACAUUAGUGCUCAUGCCGUUGUUCGGAGUUCACUACAUGGUGUUCAUGGCUCUUCCCUACACUGACGUCAGUGGGCUGCUGUGGCAGGUGCAGAUGCAUUAUGAGAUGUUCUUCAACUCCUCCCAGGGCUUCUUUGUUGCAUUUAUCUACUGUUUCUGCAACGGGGAGGUGCAGGCGGAGGUAAAGAAGGCGUGGCUGAGACGCAGCCUCGCUCAGGACCUCAAACAGAAAACGCGGAUGACCAGCAGUGGCGGUGGAGGCAGCUGUUACUACGGCGGCAUGAUGUCACACACCACCACGCACAGUGUCAGCUUGUCUGCCGCCAAUCCCAGAGCGCUUCCCUUCACAGGAGGUGCGGUGGGACCAGGUGGAGCUGCUGGUGGCGGGUCAGGGGUCAGGCCGCCACGCCACACCUCGCUGCAAACACAAACCACCCAACUUGGAUUUGUUCCAGGUGACACCGAGACCUCGGGUGUCUUUGCCAGGCACGUCAGAACCAGCAAAGGGAACAAUGACUCCAAAAGUCACACGGUACCCUCGAUCCAAUCAUCUGGAGCUGAAGAUCCAGAAAACUCUUUAACUCUGAAAGAGCUGGAGACGAUCUUGUGAUGUCUUCAUAUGAGUCAGAUGAGCAUAAAGGAAACGCUUGGACUCACGUAUACCAAUGGAUUGCCUGGCUUCGUCUGAAUUGAAAGGUCAUCUGCAAAAAAUCCUCCGUGCUGGUUUUCCUUCGCGAACACUUUAAGUGACUGCGUUUUUCAACAUUUCACUGAUUUCUCAGAAAAGUAUUCAUGGUUCCUCAUAAACAAUAAUCUGGCAUAUUUAGGGAAGUGAUAUCUAUGAGUGUGUGAAAUUUGGUGCAGCUUGAUUGAAUAUAAGGCGACUGUAAUGCUUUUAAACGAUGUGGAAAAAACAAAUGAAUCUAAAUAAUGUGUGGGAAUGUGAUGCUGGGUGAGUUAAAGGACAGACCUGACCGACCUGGAUGUUUAGACAAUGAGAUCUUUUUAUUUCUCUGCCUCGACUUUCCUGUGUUGGAUUUUCCAUGCGAGACUGGCUGACCCUAAUUCAAACUGCACUUGUGUGUGUGUGUGUGUGACAAUCCUCCCUUUUUCCAAAUAUUGACCUCUAGGUUCCCGCCACACAUUUAUGAGCUUUCUAAAUAUCUGUCAAGUAGCGGUGACCCCAACAAGCCAACUGUGCCAGAUUGAUUAUUUUGAACGUCUAGACAGACCGGGACCCUUUGCACCUUUUGUUGUUGUCCAAUGUUGUCGACUCAGCUCCAUGCAUCAGUCUGUCAGGACCCUCAGGGCUGAUGCACCAACCUUUUGCCCCUCACCAGCCAAACUCCCCCCACCGUGUAACCUCUGCCCCAAACGCCUUCACAACACCGUACAGAAUUUCACACACUCCCCUCGGGCCCUCGGCUCGGAGCAGGAGGCACCUGAGCUGUUUGUGACGGACAAACUUGCAGCAGAGGAAUUCACAAGAUGAGCAGACAGGAAAGUGGGCCUGUCAAUAUUUUAGGAGAGUUUAGGUAUCCACAUUACUGUUCUGUGUUUGUAUGGUAUGUACAGUGUAAGAUAAUAAUUUAAUAUUUAA
This is a messenger RNA of Hippoglossus stenolepis (Pacific halibut), 2675 nucleotides long. RefSeq names its product parathyroid hormone 3 receptor (gene pth3r). The record is from RefSeq and is a predicted model, not a curated record. Bases 27 to 1685 code for a protein of 552 amino acids. Lineage: Eukaryota; Metazoa; Chordata; Actinopteri; Pleuronectiformes; Pleuronectidae. Gene Ontology annotation, molecular function: G protein-coupled peptide receptor activity; peptide hormone binding; parathyroid hormone receptor activity. Gene Ontology annotation, biological process: adenylate cyclase-modulating G protein-coupled receptor signaling pathway; cell surface receptor signaling pathway. Gene Ontology annotation, cellular component: plasma membrane. The transcript has 13 exons.